This is a messenger RNA of Diabrotica balteata, 1086 nucleotides long. The record is from the annotation of a GenBank genome assembly. Lineage: Eukaryota; Metazoa; Arthropoda; Insecta; Coleoptera; Chrysomelidae.
AUGUUUCCAAAACUGCUAACGAUACUUGCUAUCGUUUCUACUAGUAAAUCACAAAAUAAUGAAGACAAUUUUAUAUCAGAAUCACUACCACCUUGCGUAUGUGUCUCUCCCAAUCAAUGUGCAGAUAACGACUCACUAGUUACUGGUGAGGACAAAAUGGACAUAAGAAUCGAUAAGCAGGAAUGUGCCAACUAUUUGGAAGUAUGCUGCGAAAAUCCCUUAGAGAUUCCUAGCGCGUUAAUCAAACCAAUGUUAUACAAGGGUUGCGGGUUUAAAACACCCGUUGAAUUUUCCCCCAGAAUAACAACAGAUUCUAAUCUUUCUCAAUUUGGAGAACUACCUUGGUCAGUGAUUAUAAUGCUGCGAGAUGCAACUAGCCCAGAUCGAAAUAUUUACAGAUGCGGCGGCAGUCUUAUUCAUCCAGAAGUAGUGAUGACGGCAGCCCAUUGUGUAUUGGGCUUAGACCAUACUUUGUUGACCAUAAGAGUGGGGGAGUGGGAUACAAAAACCCAGGAUGAACCGUUGCCUCACCAAGAUACUACUGUAAGAGAGAUGUUAAUUCAUCCCAAUUUUAUUUUGAAAUCUCUAAGGAACGACAUUGCACUGUUGUUUCUUAAUGAACCAGUAACUUUAAGAAACAACGUAGGAAUAAUUUGCUUACCUCCUCAAAAUUAUGCAAUGGAUAAUGUGAUGUGUACUGCUAGCGGUUGGGGAAAAGAUACUUUCAAGAAAGGCCGACAUUCGUCGAUUUUAAAGAAAGUAGAUCUCCCAUUAGUCAGCAGAGAAAACUGUAUAGCUUCUUUAAAGAAAACCAGACUGGGCAGCUUCUACAGACUACAUGUAAGCUUCAUUUGCGCCGGUGGCGAAGAGAAUAAAGACACAUGUAAAGGAGAUGGCGGUAGUCCGUUAGUUUGUCCGAUCCCAAACGAACCCAACAGAUUUUUUCAGAUGGGGAUAGUAUCAUGGGGUAUUGGCUGUGGAGAAAACGGAACUCCAGGAGUGUAUGUAAAUGUUCCAAUGUUCACCAACUGGAUAGAUAAACAGUUAGCUAAAAGAAAUUUGGACCCUUCUGCAUAUCGAUAUUAA